Molecule: messenger RNA, 1343 nt
Organism: Cuscuta epithymum
Lineage: Eukaryota; Viridiplantae; Streptophyta; Magnoliopsida; Solanales; Convolvulaceae
Source: the annotation of a GenBank genome assembly
ACUAACUAGCAGCUGAAUACUUGAAUCUCCAAUUCCACUGUUCGGUCGCUACUCUUAACGAAACCCUAAUCCUAUUUUGAUCCACGGGUUCGAUCGAUGCGGAUUGAUAAAUCAGGUAAGAUCUUCGUGGCGGGUCACGGUGGCCUCGUCGGAUCCGCCGUGGUUCGCAAGCUCAGCCACUUCGGUUACACCAAUCUCCUCCUACGCACCCAUUCCCAGCUCGACCUCACCGUCCAACCUGCCGUUGACGCAUUCUUCGCCGCCGAGAAGCCUGAUUACGUCAUCCUCGCCGCCGCCAAGGUGGGCGGCAUCCACGCAAACAACACCUACCCGGCAGAUUUCAUCGCCAUUAAUAUCCAAAUCCAGACCAAUGUGAUUAUCUCAGCGUACAACCAUGGGGCUAAGAAGCUUAUAUUCCUCGGGUCAUCAUGCAUUUACCCGAAAUUCGCUCCUCAGCCGAUUCCAGAGGAUGCAUUACUCACGGGUCCUUUGGAGUCCACAAACGAGUCGUACGCCAUUGCCAAAAUCGCGGGCAUAAAAAUGUGUCAGGCUUAUAGGAUCCAGUACAACUUUGAUGCUAUUUCCGCAAUGCCCACGAAUUUAUACGGACCUAACGACAAUUUCCACCCAGAGAAUUCGCACGUUUUGCCGGCUCUGUUAAGAAGGUUUCACGAGGCCAAGACAAGGAAUGAUGAGAAAGUGGUGGUGUGGGGGAGUGGAUCACCGUUGAGGGAAUUCCUUCAUGUUGAUGAUCUUGCAGAUGGUAUAGUGUUCUUACUGGAGAAUUAUAGCGGCCUGGAACAUGUGAAUGUGGGGAGUGAAAAGGAGGUAAGCAUAAAGGAGCUUGCAGAGUUGGUGAAGGAAGUAGUAGGGUUUAAGGGGGAGAUUUUCUGGGACUCAUCUAAGCCUGAUGGAACUCCAAGGAAGCUCAUGGAUAGCUCCAAGCUUGCAAGAAUGGGUUGGAUACCUAAAAUCUCUCUACGUGAUGGACUUACUGACACCUACAAGUGGUACUUGGACAACUAUGUGCAGCAAUAGUGCAGGUGAUUGCCUUGCACUAAUUGUUACCUCAAAGAAAUACAGUAUCAUAUUGAUGAUUUUGUUUUCAUAUUUAUUUUUGUCACACCGUUGCAAAAAGAUUAAAAACAUACUUGCUGGAUAACUGGGCUGUACUAUUUUCUGAAUCUUUAUAGUAUGAAGAAUUGUCAUCUCCUUUAUCAUGAAGAAGUUUAGUUUGUUCUCUGAAGAAAUGAAUAACAAUGUGUACACUGGUGUUCUUUGCGAUUUCACACUGGGAUACAAUUUAACUUAAAUAAGAUGUACUGGAAGUUUUUAAAUCUUUC